AUGUUGUAUCAACUUUUGGCAAGAUUGUUCGAUGACUAUGAGAGGUUCUCGCCAACUCUAGCUACUGUUAGCUCUGCUCUCCUCCUUGGCAUAUGUGGUCUAACCGAUACGGUUUUCCGGGCUAUUGUAAACGUAGGUGGCGAUCUUGUCAAUCUCGUUCCAGGUCGAGAUUCAACUAAACUGGAUGCACGUCUUGCUUGUGACACAAACAUCUAUAUCCGUAAUGUUCAUGAUCUGUUAAGACUUAAAGACUAUACAAAGAAAUUGAUGUACUGCACAUCCGGCUACUAUUCAAGAUCCCUACAACCUCACAAGUAA
Messenger RNA from Arabis nemorensis, 318 nucleotides. Lineage: Eukaryota; Viridiplantae; Streptophyta; Magnoliopsida; Brassicales; Brassicaceae. The record is from the annotation of a GenBank genome assembly.